GGGGAGAGCGGGGCAAAGAUGGCGGAGGAGGCCGUGAGGGCGGUCCUGGAGCAGCUGCUGGUGGCCCUGGGGACCCCCAAAAACGGGGAGCCCCGACGGGGAGCUCUGCUGGUGGCCCUGACGGCGGGGGGGGCCCUGGGGGGGCCCCUCUGCACCCUCACAGUGGCAGCCACGGGACCCCUCAGCCGUGACCUCGACCCUGAAACGCUCGGGGGGGGUGCCCCCCGGGGGGUGCAGGAGCUGCCGGGAGCCCCCCCAAAUCCCCCCCCCUGCUGCGGGCGGAUCCUGGCCCGGGCUCAGGUGCAAAGGAGCUUCCAGAUCUGUCACCCCCCCCCGCUGAGCCCCGCCCGGGGGUCCCUGUGGCGGCUCCUGCACCGGACCAGCCUCGUGCACCCCGAGGUCGAGUUCCAUUUCUGUGCCAGCAUCGAUGGGAACGUCACGUCCCGAAGGCUGAGCCCGGAGCCCCCCUGGGCACAGGCGGGAACCAGGCUGAGGGUGCAGAGCCGGCACUUCACUGGGCCGCCCUGCAGCCGCCUCCGCCCGAGCCCGGGGCUGCCGCUGCCGCUGCCGGUGCCGCCCCCGCUGGCGGCCGCGGGCUUCGGGGGGGACCUGGAGCUGCUCCCGGUCAGCGCCCUCGGCCCCCCCGGGACCCCCCCCGGGCACGGACCCCCCCUCUGCCGAGUGCAACUUUACCUGUUCGACCCCGCGGGGGUCCCCGUGCCCCCCCCGGCCCCCCCAACCCUGCAGGACCCCUCUCUGCUCGGGGACUGGGGGGGCUUUGGCCUGGCUGUGACCCCCCUGAACCCCCAAAACCCCCCGGACCCCAAAAACCCCCCGGACCCCCGAGGCUGCUGUGAGGAUGAGGAAGAACCGGUGCCCCCCGAUGUCACCUUUGGGGUGCGCUGGGACCCCCCUGAGGGGGACGGGGACCCCCAAACUUCCCCCGAGGGGGACCCCAAAACCCUCCUGGUUUUCCUCUUCCUGCGGCACCGGGACCCCUUUGGGGGGUACGAUGCAGGGACGCGCCGGCUGCUCCUGGCCCAGCUGGAGCCCACGCUGCGCCUCGGCCGCCCCGCGCUGGCCCGGGGGCUCCGGGCCCUCCUGCACCCCCUCCUGGGGGAGCUGCGCCGCCAGCACCAGGCACCCCCCAAAAGCAGCGCAGGGGGCGGAGGGAGGAGGAGGAGGAGGAAGGGCCCCGGAGCAACUGCAGCCAGGACCCCGAGGAGUGGACGCUCUGAGGGACAGGACAGAGCCCCCUCCCAUCCCAGUGCCCUCCCAGUGCUCCCAGUUUCCCCAGUCCUGCCUCAUCCCAGUUUACACCAGUUGGUCCCAGUUCCUUCCAUGGGUUUCAUUUUCUCCACUCACCCCCAGUGACUGCUCGAAAUCCCAGUUCUCCCAGUCAGUCCCAGUUCCCCCAGUUAAUGUUGACUCUCCCCAUUGAUCCCAGUUCCCCCAGUGCUCCCAGUUUCCCACGGUCACUCCCAGUUGUCCCAGUCAUUUCUGGUUCCCGCAGUUGGUGUCUCCUGUUGAUCCCAGUCCCUCCCACUUUCCCAGUUUCUCCCAGUCCCCCCAGUUUCUUCCAGUCCAUCAUAAUUUCUCCCAGUCCCCCCCAGUCCCUCCAGUUUCUCCCAAUCCAUCCCAGUUUCUCCCAGUCCAUCCCAGUCCCCCCAGUUUCUCCCAGUCCAUCUCAGUUUCUCCCAGUCCAUCCUAAUUUU
This is a messenger RNA of Vidua macroura (Pin-tailed whydah), 1715 nucleotides long. RefSeq names its product chromosome 33 C11orf80 homolog (gene TOP6BL). The transcript is spliced from 13 exons. Bases 19 to 1374 code for a protein of 451 amino acids. Gene Ontology annotation, biological process: meiotic DNA double-strand break formation. NCBI's taxonomy places the organism in Eukaryota, Metazoa, Chordata, Aves, Passeriformes, Viduidae. The record is from RefSeq and is a predicted model, not a curated record.